Messenger RNA from Cylindrotheca closterium, 945 nucleotides. The record is from the annotation of a GenBank genome assembly. Lineage: Eukaryota; Bacillariophyta; Bacillariophyceae; Bacillariales; Bacillariaceae.
AUGGUCCGGAUCGGCCAAAGAGAAUUGCAAGCUCUGAACAUUGAUACCAACAACACUCAACUGCCUGCCACUAGUACUACUCAACCGUCAGGCACACGAGUGACAAUGUCCACUGCUGGCAACUCAACAACAAACCGCAACCUGCCUCGAGUCCUACAACCUGAACAUCUUGAAACAAGUCUUGUGUACAUCCUGGAAACUGUCUUUUGCUACAGUGCAGGCAGCAUCCUUCAUCUAGCACUUGACUUAUACGGUUGCAAAUGUUACCUCAAGCUUAUUGGCAUGGAUGAUGCUGAUAUUGACGGUCUACAGUAUCCUGUCAGUCAGCCAUGUGACGCCAACGGUGAUCCCCAACCUGAUGUACUUCGGGAUGUGCCAAAACCACUUAAGGCAUAUCUCCAUGAGAUCCGUGGCUACGUCUACCACCAAGAAACUGUGCUUCAGGACCCAGUCACUCUGACUAACUGUGUCCUCAUUGACCCUGAUGAUUUUGCUGAGGAAUUUGAUUGGGGCAUUAAACUUGAUGCUAAUCUCUAUCCAACUUUGUCUGAUGAUAAGCAAUGGGAUAGCUACCGUCAUAAUCUAGAGGCUACUUGUUGUACUCAUGGAUUGAAACAGGUCCUUGAUCCCAAGUACCAGCCCACCAGCCUCAAUGAACAAGAUCUCUUUGACAGACACCAAUCCUUCUUGUAUCGGGUGUUUGUCCGGACUCUCCUCACCGAUCAAGGCAAGAAGAUUGUUAGACGCUACAAUAAGACUUAUGAUGACCAGUCCAUCUACCGGGAUCUAUGCAAGUUUUAUACUCAGUCUAUCAAGGCCACUUCUACUGCUAACACCAAGUUGCAAUGGUUAACAACGCUCAACUCACCGCAGACCAAUGGCCUGGUAGUCAUUUGUCUUUCAUUUUCCAUUGGCUUGAUACCCUCCGCCAGUACCAUGAGGUAG